CUCCCCGUUUUAAACCCUACUUCAAAACCCUUCGGCGCCGGUGAGGAGCCAUGCUUCCCUUUUUCCAAUCGCCCGCCGUUAAUAUCCAUGCCCAAGUGCCCAACGAUCCCUCUCUCCAACAGGCGGCCCUGUUCAACCAGAUGCAGUUUCCAGACCCUUCUUUCGUCAAUUCAAGCAAUCGGAAUACCAAUUCGAACGGUUUCAGUGCGACAAAUGUUGCUGCCGCCGCCGCUGCUGUGGCUCCUCUGAUGGCUCCGUCUUCCUUUCUGAAUUGCCCUAAUAUUUUGCCCGUGGUGCAAAAUAAUCGCUUGAGCGUCUUCCCUCAGCAGCACGUUCAGUUUGGGCCUGCUCAACACCUGAACCAGCAGCUUUUGGCGUUGCAACUUCUCGGGAUAUCUCGUGGCAUGCCUCAGAAUGCACAACAGUUCCAAGGGCAACUGCAGAACCUGAACAUGUUCACCCCGCUUCCACCUGGUGUUGGCCCCUUUUCUGUGAACAAUCGGCCUCAAAAUUUCAACUUUAUUGGUGGCUUACCUAAUGGACAGAUAUGUUUUCCAACUACGAUGAUGCACAGGAAUCAAAUUGCUGAUCUCAACUCUCCUGCAUCAUCGUGCUUGGGUUCUAACAAACCUGAGCAUCUUGGGAAUCACCCAAUGGUUGCUGUGGGAAAUUCACAUACAAGUUUAUGUAAUGGUGCAUUGUGUACGGGAGGGAAGAAAAUUUCCUUCACUCAUGAAGGCAAACAUGAAUCUCUUGUCAAUCCUAAGAAGUUGCAUCAGCCUAAUAUAUGGAGUCCUACGAAAAAUCAUCAUCCUUUGAAGUAUAAUCAACCAGGAAACUUGUGGCCUCAGGUCCAUUGUCUUGAAGAUGGUGGAAGUGAUAUAAUUUCUGUAAAUUCUGCAAAAAAGGGUUUCACUAGACAUCUUCAUGGGCAGAGAAAGACAAAAUAUACAAGAAAACCACAGUUUCAAGAUUCCAAAAGCAUAGAGAGCAAUAAGAGGAUGUUUAAUGGAACUAGUGGAAGAGUUCAGAAGAAAUGGAAAGGAGAACCUCAGUUUGCAAAGUGUAACAAACCAAUUUUAACAGAACGCCCAAGGUGCCUUCCUGUAACUUACACUGAACAUGAAAUCCAACAAUGGAUUGAAGCACGACGGAAGAAUUUCCCGACCACAGCCAACAUCAAGAAGAAAUUGGUUCAAUCUGAUGUCAAUAAUGAAGAUGCUGAUGACGAUGCCCAAUUACGCCGCCAGCAAUUGAAGCAGGUUCUAGCUAAACAGGCAGAAUUGGGUGUUGAAGUAGCUGAGAUACCCCAAGGCUAUCUUUCUGAACUGGAGAACCAAUUUGGUGGGCAGGAGAAUAAUUCAAAGGUGCUGAAUAUGACCAACAAUUUUCCAAACAAACACAUCUGCAAGAGGGUCAGGCAUCAAGAAAAGUGGCAAGCAAAAAGGCUGAAGUUGACAAAUGAAUCAUCUGCUGAUGCUGCUUCAAUUUUGAGAAGGGAACCAACUCUUUUGCGAAAGCUCCUGAGUUCUGAUAUUAGAAGAGACAACAGCAGGCUUUUACAAGCUUUUAGGUUCAUGAUCCUAAAUUCUUUCUUUGAGCAUUGGCCGGGAAAACUUUUGGAGUUUCCAUCUUUUACAGUGAGAGGCAUACAAUGUGAAAAUGGGACUGCAGUGGAGAAGACAUCAUCUUUGAAUUGCAUAAACAAUGUUGAAUUUGAGGUUGGCCAGUGUUCUGUAGUUAAGGAAAUUGAGGGUCCGAAACAAAAUUGUGUUAGGGAUGAUGCAGGUUUUUCAAGCGAGAAUGGCCAGUAAUAAAAUUGGCAACACCGAACUGGAUUACCCGUGAUCACAAAGGAAUAUUCUUUUGAUAGAUCAGUUAAUAGAUGUAGAACAUUAUGUUUUGCUAUGUAUUAUAUGAAUUAGCUGAUGUCUGAGAUUUGUCAUCAUCGAAGUUUAAGCUGAUGUUUUGAGGUGAGAAGAAUUAUGGUGCUUACUUUAACUGUUCUUCUGUACAAAUUUGAGACCUAUGAGUUAACUGCUGAUUCAACUGCUUACUUUAA
Molecule: messenger RNA, 2062 nt
Organism: Musa acuminata AAA Group (dessert banana)
Lineage: Eukaryota; Viridiplantae; Streptophyta; Magnoliopsida; Zingiberales; Musaceae
Exons: 8
Coding region: 51-1814 (587 amino acids)
Biological process (GO): box C/D snoRNP assembly
Cellular component (GO): nucleus
Source: RefSeq, a predicted model, not a curated record